AUGUCACAUCAAAAUAAGUUUAUCGGAGGUUCAUUUGAUCUCUCUCAAAGUGGUCGUCCAUCUCAACAGGAAUGGUUAUUCAUCGAUGAAUCCUCUACAAUAGCAUCUCCUAAGCCUAAAAGACCUUGUGACCUCUCAAAUCUCUUGGUUAUCGUCCCAUUUCCUCCAAAAGUUGAUCCAUCGGAUCUUAUAAGACGCAAUAAACAUGGCGAAUUACUUGCUCGUUCUACCAAUAAGUUUUUGAUUUAUCGUAACGAGUAUGCAAAACAACUUCAUUCCCAAGGAUAUAGACUUUCAAUGCGAGAGGUUUCAAAAAUGGCAUCAAAAGCUUGGAAAAAAGAAGAAAGGAGAGUUAAGAGAAAAUACGAAGAAAUCGCACGCGAAGUUGAAAGAAUUCAUGUAAGAUUAGCAAUGUCUGAUAAUUCUAAACAAGAAUUAAAGAAUAAAAAUAAAUUAAACGGAGAUCAUGUUGCGAAACAAACUACUAACGAACAUGAAAAGAUGCAACAACAAUUCUAUGAUAAAAUACGACUUAAGCAAGAAACACAAACCGGAAUGGAUGUUUCGCCCAGUGAUCCCUGUUCAGUUUUUCGCGAAAGUGAUGAUGAUUCUGUAACCAGUGACACACUGUCUCAGCAAAUUGAACUUAUCGAACCUAUUAUACCUUCUCAACGAUAUGAUGCAUCACCAAUACUCUCGCCAAUAAUGCAUUUUACUGACGCACAAGAAAGACAGCCUACUUACUUUCUUGAACAAGAAGCAAAUAAUAAUCAGCUCUAUCAACUUUAUAAUAAUGAUCCAAUUUCAUUUUCACAACUUAAUAACACAUUAACACCUUCGCAAAUAGAUAAUAUCAUUAAUUUUAGUUUAUCGAGUGCAGAUUAUUUUUUCCAUUCUACUGCAUGCAAUAACUUUAGUACCAAUUCUGCUGUCGAUCGUAAUCUUGGUGCAAAUCCUAUUAUCGUUAAUUUUGGUAAUUCUAUCGGAAAUGGUUCUCCUAUGUCUUUCUUGUAA
Molecule: messenger RNA, 1014 nt
Organism: Racocetra persica
Lineage: Eukaryota; Fungi; Glomeromycota; Glomeromycetes; Diversisporales; Gigasporaceae
Source: the annotation of a GenBank genome assembly